AUGGAGAAUGCAGCUGCUUUUGAAGACUUCAUCACAAGGGAUAUGGAAAAGUUCUGUAAGGCCUACUUCUCUAACACCCCUAAAACUGAUGUACUUGACAAUAACAUCAGUGAAACAUUUAAUGGAUUCAUUUUUAAUGCAAGGGGUAAACACAUAAUUCAUAUUUGUGAAGAGAUUAGGACCUCUCUUAUGUGUAGAAAGGUGAAAAAGUUGACCUCAGUGAAAGAUAGUGCUGAUAAUCUCUGUCCUAAUGUGAGAAAAAAGCUGAAAUCACUUAUGUUUGAGAGUAGGAAUUGUAUCUCAUUUUCAGCUGUUGGUGGGAAGUUUGAAAUUCAAUUGAAUGCUGAUAGGUUUGUAGUAGAUGUUGAAGAGAUGACUUGUGCAUGUAUGGUGUGGCAGUUGGUUGGAAUCCCCUGUGUACUUAGCAUAUGUGCCAUUCAGUUUAUGGGUAGGGAGGUUAGUGACUUUGUUCAUGAGUACUACUCCAUUAGUAAGUAUUUGGAAGCAUGUAGAGUGGGAAUAGAGCCCAUUAAUGAACAUGUGCUAUGGCCAGAGGUUGAGGGGUUCACUGUAAAGCCUCAUGUGGUUAGAAGGAUGGCAGGUAGACCCAAGUUAAAAAGAAAAGGUCAGUAG
This is a messenger RNA of Salvia miltiorrhiza (redroot sage), 633 nucleotides long. RefSeq lists its product as uncharacterized. The transcript has a single exon. Gene Ontology annotation, molecular function: zinc ion binding. The record is from RefSeq and is a predicted model, not a curated record. Bases 1 to 633 code for a protein of 210 amino acids. Lineage: Eukaryota; Viridiplantae; Streptophyta; Magnoliopsida; Lamiales; Lamiaceae.